Molecule: messenger RNA, 1408 nt
Organism: Seriola dumerili (greater amberjack)
Lineage: Eukaryota; Metazoa; Chordata; Actinopteri; Carangiformes; Carangidae
Product: cysteine and glycine-rich protein 1-like
Exons: 6
Coding region: 310-888 (192 amino acids)
Biological process (GO): sarcomere organization; muscle tissue development
Cellular component (GO): cytoplasm; Z disc; nucleus
Molecular function (GO): actinin binding; structural constituent of muscle
Source: RefSeq, a predicted model, not a curated record
CACUCAGCCUCCCUCACUUCUCUUCAUCAGACAAGUGUCUCCUCUCGACUCACUCGUCUCCCCCGUUAUCACUGAACGGCCAAAAGAGAGAGGAGCAGCUCUUCAUCUCAGUUCAGGUCCUUCAGAUAUCCACUGAUGCCAGCGCACUGGGACAAGAGGAGGCAAAGGAAUAGCAGUGUGUCACAGCAAACUGGUGCCUCUCCUUUUAUAGGUUUUGUUGUUCGUAGCCUCAAGUGCUGCAGAUGGUCUCUGUCCACGGAGCAACACUGAACGUUAUAUACACAAGUCGCUCUCCUGUAUGCUCACAGGAUGCCUUUCGGAGGAGGAAACAAGUGCGGCUGCUGCCAGAAAACCGUCUACUUCGCUGAGGAAGUGCAGUGCGAGGGGAAGAGCUGGCAUAAAUCCUGUUUUCUGUGCAUGGUCUGCAAGAAGAACUUAGACAGCACAACAGUGGCUGUUCAUGUGGAUGAGAUCUACUGUAAAUCGUGUUAUGGCAAGAAAUACGGGCCAAAAGGCUACGGCUUCGGAGGAGGAGCCGGCACUCUGAGUAUGGAUACGGGAGAGGGCCUUGGAAUCAAGCCUGAAAUACAAGCUCCUCAUCGCCCCACAAACAAUCCCAACGCCUCCAAGUUUGCCCAGCAAGCAGGGGGCUCCGAUGUGUGUCCUCGAUGUGGCAGAACAGUAUACGCAGCGGAGAAGGUUAUCGGAGGAGGCAACUCCUGGCAUAAGGGAUGCUUUCGUUGUGCCAAAUGUGGCAAAGGACUUGAGUCCACGACCGUCGCUGAUCGAGACGGGGAGAUCUACUGUAAAGGUUGCUACGCAAAGAACUUUGGUCCCAAGGGGUUUGGCUUCGGUCAGGGUGCAGGAGCUCUGGCUCACUCCCAGUAAAGCCCGAAGCCUCGGCCCACGUGAGACCGAUAUCUGGUGCGCUCCGAUAACAUCGCUUCCAGGAUCCUUCAGUCACUAUCUUAUUUUACUCUGCUCUCUCACUUCAGCUACAGGCGACGAGGAACGACAGAAGCACACAGCUUUUUGUUUUUUAAUGUGUUGCAUUAGAAUCUAGUGUAUAAUUUUCUAGGUUCAAAAAGAUUUCAUGCUAAACAUUUAAAACAUACCGAAAGCUAACUCUGUUUGGAUGUGCAUAUUGUGUAUCUUUAAACCCAGUAGUUCACAGCGAGCAUUUUAGAGGAAAAGGGUAAAGAAUAAAACACUCAAAUUGUAAUAACAGAACUGAGCAAGUGCUGAAACAGUCCGUGUCGGUGAGUGGGAACAAAAUAAGAUCAACGUGUUUCAAGACUGACAGCUAUGAAGCCCUCCUUACCUCCUUACAUGCCAAAUGUUGUAAAUACCGUCUUAAAAUAUGCAUUAUCGCUGAGACACACAAUAAAUAUCACAACAACAAAAAACA